Puntigrus tetrazona (Sumatra barb) is the source of this 5078-nucleotide messenger RNA. It is a transcript of the gene nfkb1, whose product is annotated as nuclear factor of kappa light polypeptide gene enhancer in B-cells 1. Gene Ontology annotation, molecular function: DNA-binding transcription factor activity, RNA polymerase II-specific; protein binding; RNA polymerase II cis-regulatory region sequence-specific DNA binding. Gene Ontology annotation, biological process: response to cytokine; canonical NF-kappaB signal transduction; cellular response to stress. Lineage: Eukaryota; Metazoa; Chordata; Actinopteri; Cypriniformes; Cyprinidae. The record is from RefSeq and is a predicted model, not a curated record. The transcript has 25 exons. Bases 419 to 3229 code for a protein of 936 amino acids. Gene Ontology annotation, cellular component: cytoplasm.
GGAAUUUCCAGUAAGGAAGUCGGGCUGUCUAUUCAAACGAUCGCGUUGAUCUCGAUAUGAUUUACUGCGGCCACUCGAGACAGGCGAUUAAAAUCGAUCGAUCGAUCUAUCGAUCUGCCGUUUAACCUUAGUGGAUGUUCUUGCAUAUCUAUGUCUAGCAGACGCAGCAGUCAUCCUGAAUAAGGAACCUGCCUUGAACUGACUUUCGGCUUACGUUAUUUGACUUCACCGCAAAAUGGAGAAAUAAGUUGCGAGGAAUAAGAAAACCUGACUCUGGUUUCCAAAUUCCAGCUGUUUAAUGUUGAUUCUGAAUCUCGGAUAUCUAUCGGGCAAGUGCUGCUGAACUUCCUACUUCUGCCUCAGAGGCCAAAUGCACGUUUCAGCCAUCAAGGAGUUUUGAUAAGUUGGUUCGGCAAUCAUGGCUGGAGAGGAUCCAUACCAUGCAGAGUACAUUGGACAAAUGGACCCGUUUAGAGACGACCCAAUAUGGAUGACCAUGGACCCGACAUCGUUCUCAGGCAUCCACAACAAUAACGUUAUGAGGACAGUCGACGGACCUUAUCUACGAAUCGUCGAACAACCAAAACAGAGGGGCUUCAGGUUCCGCUAUGGAUGUGAAGGCCCCUCCCACGGAGGACUCCCAGGGGCCUCCAGUGAGAAGAACAGGAAGUCUUACCCACAAGUGAAGAUCUGUAACUACCAGGGUGCAGCGAGAGUGGUUGUUCAGCUAGUGACCAACUCUGCAAGCCCUCAUCUUCAUGCUCACAGCCUGGUGGGCAAACAGUGCGAUAAAGGAAUCUGCAUUGCUGACUUGCAGCCCAAAGAUUCGAGCAUCAGUUUCCCUAACCUAGGCAUUUUGCACGUGACAAAGAAGAACGUAAGCAAAGUUUUGGAAGAGAGGAUGAUUGAGGCCUACAGGAUGGGCUAUAACUACGGCAUAUCCAUCCAUCCCGAGAUAGAUGCUCUUCAGGGAGAGGUCCGCGUUCCCAGAGAACUCGCAGACGCUGAGAGGAACCUGAUUAGCAGUUCAUCGGUUCAUCAGUCGAAGGAGAUGGAUCUGAGCGUUGUACGGCUCAUGUUCACAGCCUUCCUGCCCGACAGUGAUGGAGGGUUCUCCCGCAGACUUGAACCGGUUAUUUCAGACCCCAUCUUUGACAGCAAAGCCCCGAACGCCUCCAAUCUGAAGAUCGUGCGGAUGGAUCGGACCGCUGGCUGUGUGACGGGAGGAGAGGAGGUUUAUCUGCUGUGUGACAAAGUCCAGAAAGAUGAUAUCCAGGUGCGGUUUUAUGAAGAUGAUGAGUCAGGUCUAACCUGGGAGGCCUUCGGGGAUUUCUCCCCCACCGACGUCCACAGACAGUUUGCCAUUGUCUUCAAGACGCCUAAAUAUCGGGACCUGAACCUCCAGAAGCCUAUCUCUGUGUUUGUGCAGCUAAAAAGAAAGUCAGACAAUGAAACGAGCGAACCUAAGCCUUUCACCUACCAUCCACAGAUUAUAGACAAAGAAGAAGUGCAGAGAAAGAGACAGAAGACUCUGCCAAACUUCCAGGACUACAGUGGAGCAGGAGGCGGAGCUGGGGGCAUGUUUAGAGGAGGAGGGGGUGGCUCAACAGCAGGGGGUGGUCCCAGCGGAGGAGGAGGAGGGCAUUUCUUCCAGGGAUAUCAAGCCUAUAACAAUUACGGGUCUGGAUACAACUUCUCCCCAGGCAUGGGGGGAGGCGGGACCACCAUCAAGUACACGUAUCAAGAGCCGGUGGAAGACAGUGAUGAGGACAGUGACAGUGAUAGCGAUGAUGAUGAUCCGGGAGCAGGUGGGGCGGUGCGAAUCUGUGCCCAGUCUGAACCUGUUGGUUUGGGAGUGGCAAGUGAGGACACAGAUCCUACAGAAGAUCUGGAGUCGAACACCACUGGCUGUGUGUUAGAGUCUCAUUUGGCUGAGCUUGCUGGAAGACAGGCUCAAGCCCUGUUUCGUUACACAUUAAGCGGCGAUGCUAGGAUGCUUCUGGCUCCGCAGCGCCCCCUCAUGACCGCUCAAGACGAGAACGGAGACACGGGUUUACAUCUGGGAGUGAUCCAUAGUCAGACGGAUGCCGUGCGAAAUCUAGCACAAGUCAUCUUGGCUCUCCCCGGAGAGGAUGUACUCAACAUGAGGAAUGAUCUUUACCAGACUCCUCUGCACCUAGCAGUGUUGACGCAGCAAAAAGAGGCAGUCGAGGCCUUGUUGGAGGCCGAGGUGGAUGUCACGCUCACAGAUCGCCAUGGAAACACACCACUUCACCUGGCGGCACAGCAGAAAGAUGACAGUGUGCUGCGAUCGCUGCUGAAGCACAAAUCAGUGGCGCAAUUAACCAGCAUCCCCAACACAGCAGGUCUCUGUCCACUUCACCUGGCUGUGCAGGCAAACAUUUUGAGUUGUGUGCGGGCCCUUCUGGAUGGCGGGGCGGAUGUGGAGGUCCAGGAGCUCACGUGUGGCCGCACAGCACUUCAUCUGGCCACAGAGAUGGGAAACCUUUCCCUCGCCGGCUGUUUAUUGCUGGAGGGUAAUGCAUAUGUAGACAGCGUCACCUAUAACGGUUCAACUCCUCUGCACAUCGCUGCAGGACGGGACUCAGCCAAACUGUGCGCUCUCCUGAUGGCUGCAGGCGCAGAUCCUCAUAAAGAAAACUUUGAACCACUGUUCUUCAAAGAUGAUGAGCUGUGCGGUGUAUGUGAAGAGGAAGAGGAGGAAGAUGAAGGCUAUGUUCCUGGAACUACCCCUAUGAACAUGGCAGCCUCUCCAGAGGUUUAUGACAUUCUUAACGGAGAAGAGUAUAAACCAGCCACCAUUGUCGUUCCACAACAAGGUGACAUGAACAGCUUGAGCUCUGACACAAAGCAGGAGCUGUGCCAGGCACUGGAAGAACAGACAGGAGGCUGGGAGAGUCUGGCUCACGCUCUGGGGCUUGGCAUCCUGACCAGUGCCUUCAGACUCAGCCCCUGCCCUGCUGGAAAGCUGCUGGACAGCUAUGAGGUGUCUGGAGGAACGGUGCGUGAGCUGCUGGAGGGACUGAAGCACGUCGGGAACAGCAGUGCAGUCGGUUUACUCCAGGCUGUGUGCAAGGAGCCUGAAGCUGUCCACUCCACAACUCAGUUCACAGGUCCAGGGCUCUGUAAGUCCAUUCAGGGUUUGAAACUGGGCCAUCAUCAGGAGGAGAGUGGGAUCUGCGACAGUGGGGUGGAGACGUCUUUCUAGAGCCCCAGCCUCAGUCUGGCCGACUCCAAACACAAUCGCACAAACUGAGGCCUGACCCUAAAAACCAGCUUUCUUCCUCCUCACUACAGCAGAAGCGCCACUCAGGACACGCCUCCAAGCUCUUUGAGAGUUGGAUUGAUGCCCCACCCAUAACUGCAAAUGAGGGAACUUUGAGGAGUCCUUAAGCUUUCUCCUUACAGGGAUUUAGUGUUUUUGUUUUGUUUUGUUUUUUUUUGCUUUUAAUACAAAUAAUAUCCAAAAGCACUUAUUUGAAUGUUUUAUUAUGUCCUUGUGUAAGAGCUAUGUUUUGUUGUUCAUUUUUAAUUUCCAAGUGACUCGUUUCAGCUGUGCUUAAUCUGAGGGAGCAGAUGACAUAUGUAACAUCUAUAGUUACAUUAAGAAACUCAAUAUUUAGGUUUAUGAUGUCUUGGACUUCACAUUUUUACCAUUCUCAAGCCUGAUUUGCCAGUCUGGCCUCAUCUGUUUCUUUUUGUUAAUAUAUUUUAAUAAGUAAUCGGGGGUUAACAACAGACCCUUUGAUUGAUAUAACUUAUUAUUCAAACCUUCUUUCGUAGUCAUUUGCUUACAAAGAGUUUUGAUCUGCAGCAGCAACACAAUGAGAAGGAGCAGAAGAGGAGGUCUACUGGAUUAUGACCCUCUGGAUCAAUUGGAUCUGUUAUAUGACGGAAAAAGCUCUUCCCUUUAUUAAAGACCUAUGCUACUGUCGUCCAUCACCCCUUCAGCUGUGAUUAGCAGCAUUGUUUGGAGUGACGUUAGAAUUUAUUUUGGAUUUAAGUGGUGCUACAUAUAGUUCCUUCUUUUUUUUUUGCUCACUGGUUCUGUUAAAGGGGACAUCGGAUAAAAUUUUCACAUGUUUUUGGCCUUUUUUUGCCUUUAGUUAGGAUCCCGGCACGUUUGCCAGCUCAGAAAAGAGUAAAAGAAAACAUACAUACAGCCAGUUUGUUACUGGCUGUUUGAGUCUGUUAUCCAACAAGCUGUUUCAAUAUGUAGCUGAAUUCUACACAGGUUAAACUAUUUUUAUGGAAUUUUAUGCAACGUAUGUUACAGACCGUUCAUGAAGACCGUUAGGAAUCAUACCAUCUUGUGGAAAAUGGGCAGCCAAUGUCCCCUUUAAAAAUGAAUAAGCUUUCAGAGAUUAUCCUUCUCUUCCACAGUUUUGAUCGAUUUAAAAAAAAAAAAAAAAAAAAACAGGAGGGUCAGUCUUGGGCAGCAAUUGGUGUGUGUUUGACUAGAUUUAGAUAAACUGCGUAUGUGUAUGUGCGUGUGUGUGACUUUGAGGAGCUUUAUUGGAUGUGUGUAUAAGGAUUGUGAUAACCAGAUGCCUCAAAUGCCCUUCAUGAAAUAUUUUCGGUUACAUUCGUAUCUUUCUGUUGAAAAAUUAAUCUCAUUCCCUUCUGCUGUGCGUGAACUCAGGCUGUAUUAGACAAAAUAUCACUCCGAUAAUAUGCUGAUCUAGGAUCAGUUCAGUUCAUUUAGAACUGACCCUAGUUUCACAUGUUUUUUUGUCUGUUUUGAUUCUUUUUUUUGCUCUGUGAAAUUUUCAAAAGAUGGCCUCUGAACUUUGAACUGACUUGAGGACUUGUCACCAAAAUGUUUUAGCUGCCGUAAUAUUUUCAUACUAUAGUUAAAUAGUAUUCAAAAAGCAACAAAACCGUCUAAAACCCCAAACUAAAGGUUUGACUGGCACUAUGACAUUUUUUUUUUUUUGCUGUAAACUGGUAUUUAUGUCUGUACCCUGUGAAACAGUGUUGUACAGAGGAAAAAUGUGUGCUUUGUAACUGGUUUUAUUGUGAUACUUUUAUAAUAAAACAAUUCAUUGUGUACUGCU